Aspergillus viridinutans is the source of this 393-nucleotide messenger RNA. RefSeq lists its product as uncharacterized. NCBI's taxonomy places the organism in Eukaryota, Fungi, Ascomycota, Eurotiomycetes, Eurotiales, Aspergillaceae. The record is from RefSeq and is a predicted model, not a curated record. Bases 1 to 393 code for a protein of 130 amino acids. The transcript has a single exon.
AUGGCGUCUACGAUCAAGAGGGCUCUGCGGAGCUUGUUUGCUGAGGCAAAGAAAAGCGAAACAGCAAUGAAAAAGAUCCUCAAUCCACCGCAGGACGACUCUUUUGCUGGAAGCCGUAUCUAUCCCGCGCGGCAUAAGAAGAAGGAUGAAGACUUUGGUAUCCGAAUCGACCGAGGACCAUCUGUUAAGGACAAACCUAACAUGGUCAAUAUCAAUUUACAAAUCAAUUCGAAUGCCGGAAAGAAGUCUCUGCAGCAGCUGGUCAAGAAGCAUGGUUCCCAUAAGAAGUUUGUGACUGUCCAGGUGGACUCACAACAGGAAGUGACGGCGGAAAAUAUGGACAAGCUUCAGGAAAAGAUUGAAUCUGAGAUUGAUAAGAUAGAUGGUAUUUGA